AUGACUUGUUCAAAUUCAAAUGAUGAUUAUUUAUGUAAUAUUCAAUCACCAUUUUCAACUAAUAUUAUUAGUGAUGAUAGUGAUUAUUUAUUCAGUAGAGUUGAUGUUAAAUCAUAUGGUACAAUAACUUUUCCUCAAAAUAACUGUAAUCAAGCUAAUUUUAUUCGAAUAUCGCCGGAUGUCUGUCCUACACAAGUCAAAGAAUUAUUUAUUGAACAAAAUUAUGAUACACGUCCAUCACUUGUUAUAUCGAUAAUGGGCAGUGCGAAAGAAAGUUCACUGAGAUCAAAAUUAUUUCGAAUAUUUCGUGAAGGUCUUCUUCAAAUAGCUCAAACUACAAAUGUUUGGAUAAUUACUGCUGGAUUAAAUUCAAGAGUAACAAGAUUUUUUGGUGAAAUAAUUCGAACAAAUUCAGAUCCAUCUCGACCCAUAUAUUUAGUUGGUAUUGCUUCUUGGGGAUGUAUAUCAAAUGUCUCACAAUUUGAUGGUCACGAUAGAAAUGUUAGUUAUUCAAAAUUAAAAAGUAAUGAAAAAGAGACAACACCACUUGAACCAAAUCAUACACAUUUUAUUUUUAUUGAUGAUGAAACGAAAUAUAAACAUGGAUGUGCAAUUAAAUUUCGUGCUCGAUUUGAAAGAGCAAUUUUAGGUGAAGGUUUUUCAUUACAAACUAUAACAAAUAAUAAUCAAAAAAAAAAUAAAUCAAUAAGAUCAUAUUCACAAUCAAAACAAUCAGAUAAUAUGCCUGUUAUUGUUGUUGUUAUUGAAGGCUGUGCGGAUGCGAUUAAAAAAGUUUAUCAAAGUGUUGUUAAAGAUAGAAUUCCUGUUGUCCUUGUUGAAGGUACAGGUGGAUGUUGUGAUUUAUUUGCUAAAUGUUAUCAUUUGUAUAAUGAAUACAAGUCAAAAAUGGAAUCAUGUGCUCAAACAAAUGAAGAUUCAUCAUCAUUAAUAGAACAAAAUGAACAAAUAAAAAAUAAAAUUCGUGAAGCAUUACAUAUAGUUAAUCAUGAAAUGGCUGAAACUUCAUGUACAAAUGCACCAGAUGAAGGAUUAGAUUUUUUUGAAUUAAUAUAUGAAUGUGUUGAAAUACGAAAUAUAUAUUUAAAUUUUAUUGAUUUCAAAGUACAUGAUCUUAGUGGUGAGGAUGUUAAUUUCUCUAUUUUACAAGCUCUUCUUAAAGUUACUAGUGAAAAUAAUUCCUGCAAAGCAAAACUAGAAGAAAAACGUGAACAAUUAAAUUUAGCAUAUGAAUGGAAACAAAUUGAUAUUGUUAAAAAUUCUAUUAUGAAAGAUGAACGAGAUUGGAAAAGAAUUGAAUUAAAUGAUUUAUUUUUCAAAGCUUUGAUAGAAAAUCAAGCAAAUUUUGUCGAAUUAAUUCUUGAUCAUGAUUUUUCAUUACAUGAUUUAUUUGAAAAUAAUAAUCAACUUUUAGAUCUUUAUAAAGCCGAAAAUAUUUAUUUUAAAAAUGAAUUUGAUAGUCCUUUAAGAUCAAUUUAUAGAGAAAUAAUUCAACCAUUUAUUGAUAAUCAUUCUCUAAUUGAUACUAUUUUUGAUCGAGAUAAUUUAACAACAAAUUCUAAAAAUGAUUCAUCAUCAAUAAUAAGUGAAAUUGAUAUUGUUAAAGAACUUUUUCUUUGGUCAGUUGUAACAGGUAGACAUGAAUUAGCUUUACUUUUUUGGACUCAUGGAAGAAAUAAAAUUUGUGCUGCUUUCAUUGCAAUAUUAAUUUAUAAAAGUAAAGCAAAAAAAGAAAGAAAUCUUAAAUAUAAUCAAUGGAUCGAUCAAUUGGAAUAUUUUGCUGUAGAAAUACUUGAAAAAUUUUAUUCAGCAAAUCCUUUGAAAUGUAAACAAGCUAUUAUUAGAGCCGUACCCGAAUUUGAUAAUGUUACUUGGUUACAAUUAGCUGUUUUGGCUGAAUCAAAAUCAUUUAUUGCUAAAAACGGAGUACAAGCUGUACUUAAAGAUAUAUGGUAUGGUCGAAUUGAUCAUCACGUUGGAAAUUUGUCAAUAAUAUUUUCAAGUUUUAUUCUUUGGUAUAGUGUUUUUCUUCCUUAUUAUGAUGAAAACAAUACAUAUAAUCAACCUGAUAAUUUUCAAGAUAGAUCGGAUAUUUUUCAUUUUCGUAGAUCAAGAUCAAAGCCUGCUAUUGAUAAAGUCUGCACAGUGUCAGAUGCGACAUGUUCGAGAUUAAUGGAUGAUGGUUUCGAUGAAGAAACAAAAUGUGUUACUGUUACCAAUGCCGGUUGUUGGAAGAGAAUAAAAAUUGGCAUUAAUCAAUACAUAAACAAUGUUUCAAUGUUUCUACAUGCUCCAUUUGUAAAAUAUCUGUACAGUUUAUAUUCUCAUGUGAUCUUUUUAAUAUUAUUUUCAUACGUAAUAUUAUAUGCUUAUUUUCCACGAUAUGAAUUUCAAUCUGAUCGAUGUUUUCCAAACAAAGAAGAAAAUAAUAAUAAUUCUUCAUCAAAAUCUAAUCUUCGAUCUCAUUAUGGACCAUCAACAAGUGAAUUAAUACUUGUAUUAUGGGUUUUUACUUUAUUUUGUGAAGAAAUUCGACAAAUAAGAGCGAAUAAAGUUCACUCAUUAUAUAAGAAGAUUAAAGUAUAUCUUUCUAUAUUUUGGAAUAAAUUAGAUGCAUUAGCUAUAAUUCUAUUUAUUCUUGGUUGUAUUCUUCGAUUUUUACCAAUAAAUCAAUGUUUUUGUUAUGCACGAAUAGUAUUAGCUAUUGAUUUAUCUAUUUGGUAUAUUCGAACACUUGAUAUAUUUUCAGCUAUAAAAAGACUUGGUCCUAAACUUGUUAUGAUUGGAGAAAUGAUUCAUGAUCUUAAAUUUUUUAUGUUAAUGCUUAUUGUAUUUAUAUUAUCAUUUGGUGUACCAGCUUAUAGUUUAUUAGAUGAUGCUGAGAAAUAUUCUUGGCAUUUACCACGUUAUAUAAUUAAUUUUGCUUAUUGGCAAAUAUUUGGUGAAUUACAAGAAAUUGAUCAAAUUGAAAAAAAUUAUGAAUUAAGUGGUUAUGUUAUAUUUUUCUUAUUAGUUGCAUAUAUGACUGUUGCAAAUAUUCUUUUAAUUAAUCUUCUUAUAGCAAUGUUUAGUAAUACAUUUGAUCGUUUACAUUUGGAUACAAAUUGUAUAUGGAAAUUUCAACAAUAUUCAUUAGUAUGUUAUGAAUUAAAACGUCCAUUAUUACCACCACCAUUAAUUAUCAUAUCACAUAUUUGGCGUAUAAUAAUUUAUAUAUUUUCACAUAUUAUUAAAAUAAAAUGGUUUUAUAUGAAAUAUACUGAAGAAAAAAAUCAAGCUAAAAAAAUAAAUAUAAAUAAAAUAUUAACAAAACAAAUUGAAGAAAUUGAAGAUGCAUUAGGACAUGAAAUUUAUUUUUAUUCUUUAAAAAAUAAUCAAGAACAAAUUGAUUCUAAUGAAGAACGAAUAUAUUCACUACAAGAAAUUUCAUCAAAUAAAAUAAAAACACUUGAAAAUCAAAUUCAAAUAAUACAAAAUCAACAAAGUAAUAUGUUUCAAUAUUUGGAAUCUUUAAUGAAUGGAAUUAAAAAAAUUGGUAGGAAUGAUAUUGAAAUGUCAAAAUGA
Molecule: messenger RNA, 3582 nt
Organism: Rotaria sordida
Lineage: Eukaryota; Metazoa; Rotifera; Eurotatoria; Philodinida; Philodinidae
Source: the annotation of a GenBank genome assembly